Messenger RNA from Pelobates fuscus (common spadefoot toad), 1167 nucleotides. It is a transcript of the gene UTP11, whose product is annotated as UTP11 small subunit processome component. Lineage: Eukaryota; Metazoa; Chordata; Amphibia; Anura; Pelobatidae. The transcript is spliced from 8 exons. The record is from RefSeq and is a predicted model, not a curated record. Gene Ontology annotation, cellular component: nucleolus; small-subunit processome. Bases 220 to 981 code for a protein of 253 amino acids. Gene Ontology annotation, biological process: rRNA processing.
ACAAACAGAUGCAGAGCCAUCCACUGUCUAGGAACGAAUGGAACAUCAGUGUGAGGAGGAACUGAACAGCGCAGUGUUCGUGCCAGGCCGGAAGCCGUUUUGCUGCGCACUUCAGCUAAAGCAGCGUGUUACUGUGAGCCCCGGAAGUUGUGUGGACACAGGGCUGGCUGCACGCUUUUACAUUUCGUGGCUACGAGUUAACCGGACCGGAGUGCCAACAUGUCUGCAUCUUUCAGAAAAGCACUUAAGUCCAAGCAAAAAAAACACCAAGAGCGGUCCCAGCCUGGCUUCAGAAAAAAUUUGGGACUCUUGGAAAAGAAGAAAGAUUAUAAGCUUCGAGCUGAAGACUAUCGGAAGAAAAGAAAUACACUCAAUGCCUUGCGUAAGAAAGCACUCGAGAAGAAUCCAGAUGAAUUCUAUUUUAAAAUGACAUCAUCAAAACUCCAGGAUGGCAUCCAUGUGAUAAAACAGCAGACAGAAGAAACUACAGAUGAACAGUUAAAGGUGAUGAGGACACAAGACUUAAAGUAUGUGGAAAUGAAGAGAGUUUCAGAAGCCAAGAAAAUAGAACGUCUGAAAUCUGAGCUACACCUCCUGGAUGCUGAAGGAAGUCAGAAAAACAAACAUACAUUCUUCUGUGACACCAAGAAAGAAGUACAGAAAUUUGACUUGGCUACACAUCUGAACACCGCACCGGAGUUGGUUAAUAGAGUGUACAAUAGACCUACCAUAGACACAUUAAAAAAGAAGACCAUAAUAGGAGCUGCUCAUGCUGGACAAUUAAAGAAACUGAGGAAACAAAGAAAACAACAGUAUGAAAUCCUGAAUCAGCGAAUUGAGCGAGAGAAGAAACUGUUUGUCAUCUCUCAGAAAAUCCAAACACGCAAAGAUCUUCUGGACAAAAGACAGAAGGUGAAGGUAAAGAAAGAAACUGUGGAUUCCCCAGCCAUUUAUAAGUUUAAAAUGGAGCGCAAAAGAUAAUAGCAGCAGGGAAAACCACUGAUCAUCUCCAUUGUCGAAGCCACUUGAAAUGAAUUGUUUUAUUUUGCCGUACUGUCUUCACACCCCUCUGUCUAUCAGCUGCCUAGUAAAAACGCAAGGACUUCUAACAACCUGCAUUCCUACAAUGGAGAUUAAAAAACAAAACAAAAAAAACUGUUUAAAAAA